AGUACCUACCGGUGUGAAGACGAUCUAUUGAGCGUUGCAUAGUCAGUAGAAUUUAGACGCCGCGAUUGGUGAAAUACACGCGACCAAUGUUACGGAUGUGAAUCAAAAUAACGGUUAUUCACCAAGAUGAAGUACGAAUUUUCGAACGAUUUUGAAAACAAUUCGGAUCCAAAGAAUAGUUUUGCAAACGAAAAACCGGAUGAAAGUGAGGAACCUACCUUCGACUCUGACAGCAUUUACGCGCAUUACGAGCCCUCGGUGCGUUUGUUGCGCAUACGAAAGACCGUAACGGGCGCGUGUGGCUUCCAUUUGACGCGCACCAAAUGGGAUCCCUAUCCGUGGGUGAGCGCGGUCGAUGCACACACCGCAGCGGAAAUGAGCGGUCUGAAGUCGGGCGAUUGUGUGCUGGAGGUUAAUGGCGAAGACGUGUUGGGGUUGCGCAUAACGGAUAUUGCAAAAUUGGUUCAAGCCAAAUCAGGACAUGUCACGUUGCUGCUCUGGAGCUGUGGUAGUGAUUUCAAAUGUGACCCGGAGAGUAUUUGCUGUGCACCAAUGCCACGCACACUGCAGCGACUCGCCACCAUCGUACAAUCCAUAUUGGGCAUAAUCGAGUGUCCCGUCUGUUUGGACACCAUCACACCGCCGGUAAUGCAAUGCCAAAACGGUCACUUGCUCUGUCUCAACUGUCGCAUACGCGCCGAACGUUGUCCCGUCUGUCGGGACCGCUACACGCCGCAGCGCGCUUUAAUUGCCGAGCAAAUCUACGCAGCUAUCACGAGUGCAUACAAUUUGUGUAGCGGCAAUGAAGACAAAUUACGCCAGAAGUUAUACGGACCGGGUGUAAAAUGUGGAGCAAAAGUGCUGACUAGACGUGGGCGACGCGCCGAGGCAGCCAAACAAACGAUUGAUGACUCCGAUGCGCAAACGGAAGUUAGAAAAGCGAAUGUCUACACAAGGCGGAGUUGGCUGAGAGCGACACAGUCGAACGGUGCGCCGGGUGCUAGUCAACAUGUGGCACCCGGUGGUGGGCAACCGGGACAUUUUAGCUUUACAAAUGAAACAGACACCGCACCGAAGGUGGAUAUCGAGCUGGCAGACACAGCUGCGGCAGCAACGGAAACGUGUGCGACGAAGCGUGCGAGUAAAAGAAAAAAGAUUCUAAUGAAAUUAUGGCAUGGCAGUGCCACAUCCACAUCUAUGGAGAAUCUCUCAACAAGUGUUGCAGCUACAAGUGGACAGCUGAAUGGCAAAGUUAUUGGUAUGAGCAGCAUUGAUAAUGGAUUGACGACGUCUGCUGGUGCAACGACCCCAGCAGCAGCGACGCAAAUUCAUGAUGAACCCGCCGCCGCGCGUCUCCAUCAGCCACUGCAAUCCAUUUCGAAUCGAUUUGUGCGAAAUGCCAGCAGCGAUGUGGAAGCGGUGAUGAAAAAUUCACAAAACCACUCGACUUUGAGUGACAACAAUGGCGGCGGCGGCGACAGCGUCGGCACAUGUGAGGCGGUGGAAGCCACAGCAGCCGAAAUGAAAACUUCGGUAUUGUUGAUGUGUACGCAACAGCAAAACGAGACGAGGACGAUGACAAUGCCAUUGAAUUGUGUGACAACAAGAAAAACAAAUUUAAAUGCGACUACAACAACAAAUGAGCUGAUGCAGGUAAAAGCCGUGUCAAAGCAUUUCACGGCAACAGCAACACUGACUACAAAUGACUCCGCACCAGCAUGCGAAAACCACCAGCCAGAAGCCGAAGAAGAAGAAGAAGUAGUUAAAGAAUGGAUAAAUGGAAAAAUAUCGCCGAAGCAACGGCACGUUCAACCGCAUUCGCAAUUGAGUACGUGGGCGCAGCAGCCGCAGCACCAAAAUCAGCAACAGCAGCUCUCAACUGCCAACAGUACAAGUGACAGCCAGUCAACGGAGCCACCACCCGUCAACGCCAUCGCCGUGGAACGCUGUCCGUCCAUGCAGCGAAGUCAACCGUCGUCUCAAAGCAUAUUUAAUGACUACAAAAACAACGAACAGCAUGAAAACUGCAAUUGUCCGUCAUCCACGUUGCUCUACGUGGACAGACGACGUCCCGCCAGUCGCACGCUGAGUUCUUCCACUGAAUAUUUAAAUAAAUUCUGCCAGCCAGCAGCAACAGAUGCAACACCGCACACACCUGUCGAUAUGAAGCAAUGCUGCGUUGACUAUGGUGCAGGCAGCAGGAAAACCUCCAACUCCAACAAGAGCUGUGGCAGCAGCAGCGACAUCGCUGCCUCAGCACAUGCAAUUCUAACACCUGCAUCAUCGCUCUCGUCUGGUGUGUUCUCCACUUCAGUGGAUCCAAACGAUUUGGCUGCGUCAAUUGUAGCAUGCCAUGCACCGCCUGAUGACGCCGCAGAAAUUACGGCCAUUACGGCGCACAAAAAUGCGUUGUUAUCGCCAGUGGACAGCUUGGGGCAGUCAUCAUCAAUAACUUCGUCAUUGCGUUCUUUAUCGUCUUUGGCGUCAUCGUGCUUUUCAUCCACAACAUCGGAUGAAGCGCAGCUUCCCUUAACGGCGGCUGCAUGCACUGAAGAUUGUCCAUCUAGCGCCGUCCUUAAUUCCAUCGUCAUUUCUUCUGACCAACCGUCUUCGGCGGCAACAAAAGUCGCGCCAUCGGUAACGCAUUUGUCCAACGUGGAACCCUUUGGAACAUUUGUAUGCCAGCAGUUUGGCGAAGCUGCGUUGCCUUGUCCCUGCGAUGGCUGCGACGAGAGAUUCAAAGCCUCAUCACAUUUACAGCGGCACAUCAAAGUGGUGCAUCGCCUGCCGAUACUGAGCUUUGUUGUUGAUGAGCGCGCACUCAGCGCUGUGCCGUUGCGACAGCUGUUGGCGGAUGCGGUGCUCAUAUUGGAAGCGCGCACAAGCGAAAGUACAAACAGCAACAACGCCAAAAACAACAGUAACGAUAACGAGAACCACUGCAAUGAGGACAAUGUGCUCAGUGAUGCGUGGCGAGGAGUGGGCCAGAAGGACAAUGCGGAUUGCGUAGGCGAAUUAAACGCCGUGGACAACAUGGAUGUGCAGGAUGUGCACAAAGCAAGGCCAGAUAUGCAAGGAAGCCGAGAGGAUGUGUACUCGAAGGAUAUUGAGAAGCAACUGGAGCAAACUAGAGAAUGUUGGAUUAGAAUAAAAGCGCACGACGAUUGCAUUCACACGACAGCGUUGUUGCAACCAACCGCAGCGGAAAGUGCUGCUGAUUAUGUGCUGAAAAUGCGAUUAAGUUGUAUUGGUGACACGACACCGACUGCAAAAGGACCAAUAGCGGCCAACGAGCUGUAACUGGUGUGUUGGUCGCCAUUGGCGGUGCCUGUCAAAGCACAGCGCGUUCAGUGGGCUACACUGCGGCCAAGCUGAAAGCAACCACAACAGAACACAGCAGCCGCUCCAACGAAUAGCAAUAACAAUAACAAUGGACGGCAUUAGCUUGCAGCAGCAACGACGGCCUGCAAACAGCACAACAACACAAACAAAACAACUGACUAUUAGAGCCACCAGCACUUUGGCCACAGCUUAAUACCACAUCAGCGACAGGCAAUGUUACUAUACCAACAACAAAGCUAACAACAAAACAAGUGGGGCACAUUCUAUAUGACAGCAAAGUUGUAAGGCGUUAAAGUGAUUAUAUUGGCAAAAGUUAAAAAGGAAAAACAACAAUAACACUAUAUUUUCUAAAGUGCCAGCGCAUUUGGCCUUUACAUAAGUAUUUAUAACCACAUAUACUAUAAGGAGUACUUAGCAAUAAAUAUUGUUAUGUAUAUAGCCAACACUUGACAAUAAUCAUUAAGUAUGCAUAAGUAAAACAUAAAUAAAUAUCGAUAUAAUAAAAAUUAAAAAAUGCAACAGAAGUAGAGUUUUGUUCACCAAACGUUUAAUAAAUACAGAAGUUAUGAAUGAGAUUCGGUUUAUGAAGUACUUGUCAUGUCAUAUCUCACCAACUAAUCAAUAAAAUUCAGUUUAUAAUCGUUCCUAUUAGCUUUAUGUUACAGUUGAAAAUGG
Messenger RNA from Zeugodacus cucurbitae (melon fly), 4017 nucleotides. RefSeq lists its product as uncharacterized. Gene Ontology annotation, cellular component: cytoplasm. The transcript is spliced from 6 exons. NCBI's taxonomy places the organism in Eukaryota, Metazoa, Arthropoda, Insecta, Diptera, Tephritidae. Gene Ontology annotation, biological process: proteasome-mediated ubiquitin-dependent protein catabolic process; multicellular organism development. Bases 127 to 3300 code for a protein of 1057 amino acids. Gene Ontology annotation, molecular function: ubiquitin protein ligase activity; ubiquitin conjugating enzyme binding. The record is from RefSeq and is a predicted model, not a curated record.